Messenger RNA from Bursaphelenchus okinawaensis, 654 nucleotides. The record is from the annotation of a GenBank genome assembly. NCBI's taxonomy places the organism in Eukaryota, Metazoa, Nematoda, Chromadorea, Rhabditida, Aphelenchoididae.
AUGUCGUUACCUGCCAUGCCUAACAUGCCGAUGCCUAGCAUGCCGAUGCCUAACAUGCCGAUGCCUAGUAUGCCAAUGCCUAGCAUGUCGAUGCCUAACACGCCGAUGCCUCCAGUCAUGCCCUUACCGUUCUACUACUCUAUGCCAUAUCUACCGCCAUUCACCGUACAAUACCCACCAGGAGGCAGGAUGUUGCAUCAGCCACAACCAGUUCAGUAUCCUCAUCCCUACAUUCCAUACGGGUACUACCCGAUACCACCGCCUCCACGACCGACCAUUGAACAUUUGCCCAUCCCGAAUGUUGUUCAACCGCUUCCUAUAUCUGAUGAUCCCAUGCAGGAGCUGCGUUCUUGGCUCGAUAAAGUCGAUUUCAACAGCAACGAAGAACAAUAUACAGCAGACAUAGAAGUAGAAGAACAGAACAUGAAGAUGGUUCGGCUGCAGCAACUAGCUACUAUGGUAUACUUAUCUGAAUUGGAAAACAUCGUCGAUGAAGAGCUUUUGAGUCAAGAGCCUACAGAUCCAGACGAGCUGCGUGAAUACACCGACUACAAGAACAAUAUUGAGCAUUACCUAGAACUCGAAGACGAAUUGGAUGAGGAAUUUGAACGUAGAGAAUUCGAGCUUAGCCAAGAUGGAAGUGAAGAGCAAUAA